AUCCAGCGAAGCCGUGUUCAAAGCUCACUUUGGAGAGUUGAUGUUGUUGGUCAAGUCUUGCGACGUCGAAAACUUAUUGAACGGUGGAAAUAUUUUGUGCCGAGGUCCAAUCACCUAUGGCACUUGCAUGGACAUCACAAACUGAUUCUAUGGGGGAUUGUUAUUCAUGGGAUUGUUGAUGGAUAUUGUCGAACAGUAAGUUCCAAAUCAGCAGUGUUUGAUUUAGACUUACUUUUCAUGUAG
This is a messenger RNA of Suillus discolor, 243 nucleotides long. RefSeq lists its product as uncharacterized. NCBI's taxonomy places the organism in Eukaryota, Fungi, Basidiomycota, Agaricomycetes, Boletales, Suillaceae. The transcript has a single exon. The record is from RefSeq and is a predicted model, not a curated record. The annotation marks the transcript as partial.